UCUGUCAAAUUCUUUUUCACACACGCCAGCUUUGGUGCACGUGUAUUUCUAUCGUUUAGCUCGAUAAAUCCGCUAAAAUGGAUAAGCCCAACGUUCUCGCUCGCGUGGUGAAGGUCCUGGGCCGCACUGGAUCGCAGGGGCAGUGUACCCAGGUGAAGGUAGAGUUCAUCGGAGAGACUAGCCGUCAGAUCAUCAGGAACGUGAAGGGACCCGUUCGCGACGGAGACAUCCUCACCCUUCUCGAGUCUGAGCGUGAAGCCAGGAGACUAAGAUAAACAGCUCGUGGUGUAAUUUCAUUAGGUUAAGGCGCAAUAUGUAACAUCUAUCCAAAUAUGUAACAUCAAGAAACCGUCAAAGAUGACCAUCUAACUGUAACCAGCUCGUAAUAAACUAUUGUAACUUUAA
Molecule: messenger RNA, 405 nt
Organism: Pectinophora gossypiella (pink bollworm)
Lineage: Eukaryota; Metazoa; Arthropoda; Insecta; Lepidoptera; Gelechiidae
Gene: RpS28b
Product: 40S ribosomal protein S28
Exons: 2
Coding region: 78-275 (65 amino acids)
Biological process (GO): translation; ribosomal small subunit assembly; maturation of SSU-rRNA
Cellular component (GO): cytosolic small ribosomal subunit; ribosome
Molecular function (GO): structural constituent of ribosome
Source: RefSeq, a predicted model, not a curated record